UGUUUUUCUACGGAAUAGUGCCUUUCUGAAACCCUUCACGGGACGCGCGAGGAAAGUAAAAUGUGAACUUGCUUUCGGACUUAUUUCUUUUUUUAUAUUAUUAUUUCAUCGGGGGAGGGGGGAGGUGUUCUUCAAGAUCUGGUCUUUUGGCGUGUUCAACCACACGGUUCGGUCUUUUUCCUCCAAGAGUCCAGGCCCUUAAUGAAGCUGGGGGUCAGCAGCAGUGUGCGGCUAAUUGGCCAAAUCUGCCCGGGGCUCUGGCUGCCUGUGAUUGAAGUGUCCAGUGAGGUCCCACUGUGCAGCCACCGUUGCACCCUGCCCUGUUCCACUCCAACAGCCAAGACGCUUACUGCACCCUUCUCUGGCUCUCCCUAAGAUGGCAAGCUGGGUCUCCCUCCUCCUCUUCCUUUUCUGCCAGUCAAUCACACAAGGCCAGGAGGUGAGCAACAAUAUUCCAGUCCUGGAGUUCACGUCGGCGACCCCCAUCAACAAUGUGGUCCAGGACCCGCAGACCGGUCGCAUCUACCUGGGAGCAGUCAACAGCAUCUUCCAGCUGGGGCCAUCACUCCACCAGGAGGCUCAUGCUGAGACGGGCCCCAAAGAGGACGCCCGGACCUGUACGCCUCCUGCUUCAGCCUGUCAGGACACUAAGCCCAUGGCCAACCAUAACAAGCUUCUGCUGGUCAACCCAUCCAAUGGUUCACUCAUAGUGUGCGGCAGCCGCUACAGAGGCAUCUGCUCCCUCCUCAACCUCACCAAUGUGGAUCAGCAGGUGUAUUACAGCGACAAUAAAGGAGAGAGGACUUAUGUGGCUAGCAUAGAGGACAAUGUGAACGUGGUGGGUGUUAUGUCCACCUACUCAAAAGAUGGACACACCUUCAGUGUGUUUCUUGUUGGGAAGGGCUACGGAAGCUUGGACAGCACAAAACUCAUAAGCACACGAAUCCUUCAGGACUAUAGGGACUGGGUUGUGUUUGAGAGCAUCAUCGAGGCAUCUACAGUACAGACAACACCAUUUGUUCCCAAGUACCUGCAUGACUUCCGCCAUGCAUUCAAAGAUGAUGGGUUUGUUUAUUUCCUUUUCUCGCGGACUCUUGAUGGUACGGAUAACAAAAACCUUACCUUUGUGUCUCGUCUUUGCGAAGACGACCACCAUUACUAUUCCCACACAGAGCUCCAGUUAAACUGUGGUCAAAAUAACAGAUACAGCAAAGUGCAAGCUGCGUAUGUAGCUUCUCCAGGAAAAGAGCUUGCACGUGUCAUGACCGAGUCAGGUAUGUAUGGGAAAGUGUUCUCGUGGAACAAAGUUCUGUUCAUGGUUGCGAGUCCAGAUGAUGAUGACGGGGACUCUGCUCUCUGUAUGUACCCGCUCAACUACAUCAAUGAGCGGCUGGUGGAUAUCAUCACCGCCUGCUACAGUGACUAUGGGAAAAUUGCAGGGUUUCCUGCCGUGGACAUGCCCUACUCAUAUAAAAUUUCUGGAUUCUGCACUUCAAAAAUUGAUAAAGAUAUGUUGGAAACCUUCAAGUGUGGUGCAGACUUUCUGCCUUCCCCUCUAGCCAGCAAGCCAAGCUAUGCCUUAAAGGUAGAAGCAGUGCUGGUCAGGCCAGGCCUUCUGACUGCUGUGGCUGUCGCUGUGGAAAACGAUCACACCGUUGCCUUUUUGGGCAACAGCCAGGGAGAGGUCUUCAAGGUACAUCUGACCGAGGAGUCGUAUGUCUACAGCAAGACUCCUGGUGACACCAUAGGCGAGAAGGUCAACAAGAACCUUUUCUUUGACCUCAGUCAAAGCCACCUCUAUAUUACUACAGAGAAGAAGAUCACCAAGGUGCCAGUGCAGACCUGCCUCCAGAAGAGAGACUGCCAAUCAUGUGUGGAACUGAGGGACCCUUAUUGUGGCUGGUGUGUCCUGGAAGGCAGGUGUACCAGGAGGUCUGAGUGCCGACGGGCAGAGGAGAAAAAUGGCUGGCUGUGGAGCCCCAGGCAGCAAUGUGUCAAGAUUGUCUCCUUCUAUCCCCCAAACCUUUCCUGUAAAAAGACUCAGAAGGUGAAGAUCAACAUUCCCUCCCUUCCUACCAUUGGAUCCUCUGACCGCCUGCAGUGCAGAAUUAGUUCUUUCCAGAGCGAAGGCACCAUGUCUGACUCUGGGCAGAUCUCCUGUGAUCUGCCCUACCCGUCACUUAUACCACAGACACCUGAGGACCAAGACUUUGUAGCCGUGGCCAUUGGGAUUUUCAUCAAUGAGUCUGUGGAGCUGGCCACGCGGGAGUUCAAGUUUUACAACUGCGCUGCCACUGUGAGGAAAUCUGAGAACACACCAUGCAUGGCCUGUGUGGCCAGUCAGUGGGGCUGCCAGUGGAAUACAAAUGACCACACGUGCAGCGACAUGGACGACAGCGUGGUGGGUCCCAACAUCAUCAAGCAUCGUCAGGGAUUAAAGUGUCCUCAGUUUGAGAAUCCAGAUCCUGUGCUGAUUCCUGUGGGCUACAAGACUCGCAUCAGCUUUGAGGGGAUAAAUUUGGAAGGUUACCAGGACCAUGUUUUCACCAUUGGCACAGAGCUGAUGAGAAAUGUUGAGGAAGAGGUGAAUUUUGAGGACGGGUCGUUCUACACCUUCAGCGGCUUUAAUUUUUCCUACAAUAAGUCACCAGAGACCAAUGUUCUUUUCUACGUGAAGGACAAGGAGUCAGGCAAGAAGAUGGACAGCAUGCUGAAUGUGACCCUGUACAACUGCUCCAUGGGGAGGGAAGACUGUAGCCUCUGUAAGAAUGCCGACCCAAAAUACAGGUGUGUGUGGUGCGCCAGGCAGAAAGCGUGCGUGUACGAGAAGCUGUGCAGUACACAACAAGGCUCAGAUCCCUACAACAUUGAGUGCCCUGACCCCCAGAUCACUGAUAUCAUCCCUCGUUUUGGCCCCCUGCGGGGAGGCAUCUCCAUCACCGUCCGUGGCUCCAACCUCGGCAUCCACAAGGAAGACAUUAAAAGUAUCACAGUGGUUGGAGAGCCCUGUAUUCAUCAGGAGGAGAAGUACUCUGUCUCCACUAGUGUGGUGUGCGAGACUGGCCCUGUUGACCCUGCGAAGAACCACUCGGGCCCUGUGGAGGUGAAGGUGAAGGGGGGGAAGAGAGGAAUAUCCUCCAUGUACUUCACCUACAGGAACCCAAUUCCGGAGGCGGUGAAGCCUGCUAAAGGUCCUAAAGCUGGGGGCACCCUCAUCACAAUUUCUGGGCAAUUUCUGGACACUGGUAGUAUGGAUGAUGCCCAGGUUACCAUCGGAGGGGUGGACUGCACUGUGGAGCACUUUGGAGAAGAAAUCACCUGCAGGACAGGAGAAUACCGAGCAGAUAAAGUGCCCUCCGACUUUCUCCGCAUCAUUGUAAAAUAUGGAAAGAGUACCACAACAACCAUUCCAAGUGCCUUCCAAUUCUUGGAAAACCCUACUGUGCUGGAUCACACCCCCAAAGGAAGCUUUGUGUGUGGAGGGAGGAACAUUGUGGUAACCGGCUCUGGCUUUGACCUGAUCCAGACUGCCAUUAUGAAGGUCCAAGGAGACAAAUCAACAGCUUUAGAGAACGCCCACGAGAAGAAUGACACGACCAUCCAGUUCUGGUCUCCAACAGUUAACAACACCCUGAACCAGCAUUUCAAAACCUACAUUCAUCUGGACAACUAUGUGAAGGAACUAAAGCCCUUCGAUUACCACCCUGACCCCAUCUUCAAUGAGCUAACCAAAAAGGUCAUCACUGAGGCCAGCAUCAUCAUCGUCACUGGUCGAGGAUUCUCCAAAGGUAUGACAGCCAAAGAGGCUCAAGCAUUUGUGGGCGACGUUCCCUGCCUGGUCAACACACUUCAGGAUGACAAGCUGUUCUUGGACCCACCAUCCACCCAGCCUCGUGCUCGCUCCAGACGGCAGCGCAGAGACACCCGGCCUGAGCUGCUGGAUCUAAUGAUCAAGUUCGGGAAUGGAGAGUGGGUUGUUGGCUCGGUGCAGUAUGAGAAGAAGAAUGAUUUGUCACUCUACAUUAUCAUUCCCGCUGUGAUUGUGCCCAUGCUGCUCAUCAUUGCUGUCUCCGUCUACUGCUAUAGGAGAAAGAGUCAACAGGCAGAGAGGGAGUACGAGAAGGUGAAACAUCAGCUCGAGAAUCUGGAGGAGAGUGUACGAGAUCGCUGCAAGAAGGAAUUUACAGAUUUGAUGAUCGAGAUGGAGGACCACACCAACGAGUUGAGCGAAGGACGAAUCCCAUUCUUGGACUAUAAAACCUACACUGACCGGGUCUUCUUCCUGCCCUCUAAGGAUGGUGCCAAUGAUGUGAUGAUCACAGGGAAGCUAGACAUCCCAGAGGCUCGACGGGCCACAGUGACCCAGGCACUCAACCAGUUCUCAAACCUCUUGAACUCCAAGACCUUCCUUAUUAAUUUUAUACAUACCCUGGAGCGCAGUCAUGACUUUAACGCCAGGGCCAGGGUGUACUUUGCCUCCCUGCUGACAGUGGCUCUGCAUGGGAAACUGGAAUACUACACUGACAUUAUGAGAACGCUGCUGCUAGGGCUGAUGGAGGAAUACGUCCACAGCAAGAACCCCAAACUUAUGCUGCGCAGGUCAGAGACAGUGGUGGAAAGAAUGCUGUGUAAUUGGAUGUCUAUCUGCCUUUACCAGUUUUUGAAGGACUCUGCAGGCGAGCCCUUGUAUAAACUGUUCCGAGCCAUCAAGCACCAGAUCGAGAAAGGGCCCGUGGAUGCCAGAUUGAAGAAAGCCAAGUACACUCUCAACGACACCGGCCUGUUGGGCGACGACGUAGAAUACUCCGUCCUGACCCUUCAAGUGCUGGUGCAUGGCGAGGGUCCAGAUGUGACACCUGUCAAGGUGCUGAACUGUGACACCAUCUCCCAGGUGAAAGAGAAAAUCAUAGAGCAGGUGUACAAGAACCUGCCAUAUUCCCUGAGGCCCAAGGUCGACAGUGUCACGCUGGAGUGGCGUCCGGGCUCAACGGGGCAGAUUUUGUCAGAUCUGGAUUUGACAUCCCAGAAAGAGGGCAGGUGGAAACGUGUCAACACUCUGGCACACUAUAACGUUCGAGAUAAUGCCACAUUAGUCUUAUCCAGAAUGGCCCACACUCAGCAGAACUAUGACCAGAACCAGGAAAACCAUGAAGAGCGAAAUGCUCUGUUGGAAGAUGACAAGGUGUUUCACUUGGUGAGGCCGGCAGAGGAACUGGAUGAGAUCAAAUCUAAACGAGGAAGCAUAAAGGACAAGUCGAUGACCAAAGCCAUUACAGAGAUCUAUCUAACACGACUCCUUUCUGUUAAGGGAACACUGCAGCAGUUUGUGGAUGACUUCUUCCGCAGUGUGCUGUGCUCUGGGGCAGUAGUGCCACCAGCUGUCAAAUAUUUCUUUGACUUCCUUGAUGAGCAGGCACAGAAACAAAACAUGGAUGAGGAGACCAUCCAUAUCUGGAAGACUAAUAGCCUUCCUCUGCGUUUCUGGGUCAACAUCCUCAAGAAUCCCCACUUCAUCUUCGAUGUUCACGUGUCCGAGGUGGUGGACGCCUCGCUCUCCGUCAUCGCCCAGACUUUCAUGGAUGCCUGCACCAAAAGCGAGCACAAACUAAGCCGGGACUCUCCAAGUAACAAACUACUCUAUGCAAAGGAGAUCUCCACCUAUAAGAAGAUGGUGGAUGAUUACUACAAAGGCAUCAGGCAGAUGGUACCCGUUAGUGACCAAGACAUGAACACUCAUCUGGCAGAGGUGUCACGGUCCCACACAGACAAACUGAACACACAAGUGGCUCUCCAUCAGCUUUACCAGUAUGCCAGCAAGUACUAUGAUGGGAUCAUCACAUCCUUAGACGAGGACCCAGCUGCCCAGAGUAAACAGCUGAUGGAAAACAUUACCCUGCGGCACCAGCAGAUAGCAGCCGCCCUGGAAAACAAAGUGACUGAUCUCUAA
Messenger RNA from Monopterus albus (swamp eel), 5947 nucleotides. It is a transcript of the gene plxnb2b, whose product is annotated as plexin b2b. Lineage: Eukaryota; Metazoa; Chordata; Actinopteri; Synbranchiformes; Synbranchidae. Gene Ontology annotation, cellular component: plasma membrane; semaphorin receptor complex. The record is from RefSeq and is a predicted model, not a curated record. Gene Ontology annotation, biological process: negative regulation of cell adhesion; semaphorin-plexin signaling pathway; regulation of cell shape. Gene Ontology annotation, molecular function: protein binding; semaphorin receptor activity.